Molecule: messenger RNA, 1723 nt
Organism: Linepithema humile (Argentine ant)
Lineage: Eukaryota; Metazoa; Arthropoda; Insecta; Hymenoptera; Formicidae
Product: mitochondrial outer membrane protein SLC25A46
Biological process (GO): mitochondrial membrane fission; mitochondrial fission
Cellular component (GO): mitochondrial outer membrane
Source: RefSeq, a predicted model, not a curated record
AUGGCAGGUUUAGAGAACUACGAUAGCGUAUACAGAGGCCGACCUGCCAAAACGUGGGAAAUGGAUACAUCAUAUCCGCAGAGGUACCACGGUCGCGAGGUUAUUCGUCCUCUGGAAAUACCCGUUGUCCAUCCUCUAGCGGAGGAUCUGCCGGCUGUCGAUGACGAUAUUACUGUGACCAAAUAUGUAGGAUUAGGCUGCGGCUUAGCGAGCUUAAUUACGGAAAAUCUGUUGAUUCAUCCAUUUGUUGUGUUGCGACGGCAAUGUCAGGUCAAUCCAGGCGCAUCAAAGUAUCAUUUAUUGCCAAUAACUUUAGUGCCAGUGAUAGUACGUCUGCAUCAGACCCAAGGUAUAAACACAUUGUGGAAAGGAAUUGGUUCGGUUUUACUUGUAAGAGGCAUGACAAUGGCUGUGGAGGAUCUGAUUUCAAAACUCACACCGUGGCCAAAGAAGAUUACCUAUAAUAAUUCGUUGAAAACGUUUGGCCAACAUAUUCUUCUCAAAUGUGUCUCCUUAGGUAUUGUGACUCCCUUCUAUUCUGCGUCACUUGUGGAGACUGUACAGUCUGAGAUCGCCUCCGAAUGUCCCGGAAUCUUGGAUGUUUUCCGGGACGGUGCAAUCCGCUUGCUCGAUGUGUGCAACAAAGGUAGACUCAUCCCUAUUUACGCCCUCGUGCCACCCACUAUAGUUUAUGGAGUAUCAAAAUAUCUUUUCACUCUUGUUGUGAGGGGAGUGGCUAGUCGAAUUAUGCACGUCAGGUACAAGCAUUUGCAAGAGGCAAGAGGCGCGUACAGUAAAGACUUUCUGUCCGAAAGUGUUCUUCAGGAUAUAGAAAUGCAAUCGACCCUCGUAUCGAUGUGUGCCGCGGAUAUCGUGUUUUAUCCUCUUGAAACUGUUAUUCAUCGAUUGCACCUUCAGGGCACACGUACCAUUAUCGAUAAUUUGGAUACCGGAAGAAGUGUUACACCAUUGUUAACUGGGUACAGCAGUGCGGCCGAUUGUUACCGCACGAUAAUCUCAACUGAAGGACCACUUGGCCUGUAUAAGGGAUUCGGCGCUCUAAUUUUACAAUUCACAGUACAUUUUAUGGUAUUGCGCGCGACGAAAUGGCUUUUAACGGAACUGGGCGCGAUGUUGAUGCCGAAAUCUAAGCCGAUAAAGCCACCGAAAUCUCCGUAUUAUAACGAAAUAUGAAAGAGAUGCUGCACUUGUGUAACAAAACGUUGUAAGAUAGAUGGAAUUAUUUAUUUUUGCUUCUAUUAACUACUGAUCAUAUAAAAGGAAUUUGUGUAUAGUUUCCAGCACAGUUUUUGACGCUUCUGAUAAAUUAAGAUUUCGCACAGUUGAGAGAAUUUUCUUGAUCUUCUUUUGGCAUGCUAUUAAUAAUAUAUAAUGAGAUAUUUUUUCGUACUUACAAAUAUUGUAAAUUAUGUAUACAAAUUUUAUACCUCUUAUUGUACAUUUUACAACCGAUCAAAUCAGAUAGAGAUCUAUUGAAAAUUUUUAGAGAAUGUUACAAGUCCCAAAUUUAUGAAAUGUAGACAAUACAUCUAGAUAUAGUCAUUCUUGACAUAGUGAUCAUUUUCAUCCAAUAAAUAAUUUCUACACACACACAUGAAAUGGAAUGUAAUUAGUGAGUUAAUUAGAAUAUUAUGUUGAUAUAGGUCGAUUAUGUUGUUAUAGAUCGUUUAUAAAGUGAAUAAAUUGAGAUAUACUACAAUUA